Molecule: messenger RNA, 5536 nt
Organism: Sphaeramia orbicularis (orbiculate cardinalfish)
Lineage: Eukaryota; Metazoa; Chordata; Actinopteri; Kurtiformes; Apogonidae
Gene: dennd5a
Product: DENN/MADD domain containing 5A
Biological process (GO): retrograde transport, endosome to Golgi
Cellular component (GO): trans-Golgi network
Molecular function (GO): small GTPase binding; guanyl-nucleotide exchange factor activity
Source: RefSeq, a predicted model, not a curated record
UGUAGCUUAGUGUCCGUAGUGAUUUUCAAGCUUCGUUCGCAUUAACGUAGCAUCCGUGAUGGCAGAGACAAAUCACGUCUCCGAGGUCCUAUAAUAUGCUCCCUGUUGAGGGGAUAAGGGUACCACUGGACCAGUCUCAAAAUGACCACCGGCUUCAGCUCCGGUUCCUGCCGGUUCGCAGAUUAUUUGUGAUCUGCGGACUCGACACCGAAAGCGGGCUGGAACCCGACGAACUGUCCGCUUUAUGCCAGUAUAUAGAAGCUACUAAAUUCAGAGAUGGGGCCAGAGGAAAAUUGGCGGGGGCAAAUGAAGGUGAGAAUUUUGAGCAGAGUCCACUGCGGAGAACCUUUAAAUCCAAAGUUCUAGCACAUUAUCCAGACAAUGUGGAGUGGAAUCCAUUUGACCAGGAUGCAGUCGGAAUGCUCUGUAUGCCAAAGGGUCUGUCCUUCAGGACGCAGGUGGACUCUCGGGAGCCUCAGUUCCACUCGUUCAUCAUCACCAGAGAGGACGGCUCUCGAACCUACGGCUUUGCCCUCACCUUCUUCGAGGAGGUGACCAGUAAACAGAUCUGCAGUGCCAUGCAGACUCUUUACCACAUGCACAACGCAGAGCAGUAUGACAUCCUGCACACUCCCACCUCCCCGCAAGGACUUGAAGAGCAGCGUCACCACCACACCCAGCCCCGGCCGGUACUCCACGCUGCACCCGCCAUCUCCAGGCUGCAGCGCUUCAACUCGUACGACAUCAGCCGCGACACCCUUUACGUGUCCAAGUGCAUCUGCCUGAUCACACCCAUGGCCUUCGCCCAGGCCUGCAGGAAGGUGCUGCAGCAGCUUCACCAGGCAGUUUCAUCCCCCCAGCCCCCACCCCUUCCGCUGGAGAGCUACAUCUACAACAUCCUCUAUGAGGUGCCCCUGCCUCCAUCCGGGCGUUCCCUCAAGUUCUCAGGCGUCUACGGGCCUAUAGUGUGUCAGCGACCGAGCACGUCUGAGCUGCCACUCUUUGACUUUGCCAUCAGUGAAAUGUUUAACCUCCUGGGGGUGGAGAACGUUCUCCAACUGUUCACCUGUGCCCUGCUUGAGAUGCAGAUCCUGCUUUACUCCCAACAUUACCAGAGGCUGAUGACGGUGGCGGAGAGCAUCAGCCUUAUGUUCCCCUUCCAGUGGCAGCAUGUGUACGUUCCCAUCCUGCCCGCCUCCCUCCUCCACUUUCUGGAUGCACCUGUGCCGUAUCUCAUGGGCCUGCACUCCAAUGGACAAGAUGAUCGGACCAAAUUAGAGCUCCCUCAGGAGGCUAACCUGUGUUUUGUGGACAUUGAUAACCACUUCAUUGAACUGCCUGAGGAGCUGCCUCAGUUUCCAAAUAAACUAGAGUUCAUCCAGGAAAUCUCAGAAGUACUCAUGUCCUUUGGAGUGUCUCCAGAAGGAAACCUUCACUCCAGCGACAGCCAGGCAAAGUACCGAGGCUUCCGAUCUGUUGAUAUGGUCUCAGACAAGCGCAACGGCAACCUGGCCUCGCCCCUCAACUCCUACCUGCUGAGGGAGAAUGAAACUAUUGCCAGACCUCCAGGCUCUGGUAAGAGGACAGGUGUCAGCCUGGAGAAGCUGGAGGUGAGAGAGGAUGCCAGCAGCAAUAAAGACCCACGGGUUCAGUGCGAUGAGGAGGAGCUAAAGAUGCAUCAGCUCAACAUCCAUGUGCGCGAGGUCUUUGCAAACCGCUUCACCCAGAUGUUUGCAGAUUAUGAGGUGUUUGUCAUCCAGCCAAGCCAGGACAAGGAGUCCUGGUUCACAAAUCGAGACCAAAUGCAGAACUUUGACAAGGCCUCCUUCCUGUCUGACCAACCGGAGCCCUAUCUGCCCUUCUUGUCCCGUUUCCUCGAGACACAGAUGUUUGCCUCUUUCAUCGAUGGUAAAAUUCUCUGCCAUGACGAUGAAGAGAAGGAGCACACGCUCAGGGUGUUUGAUGCCCGUGUGGAUAAGAUCCGCAUGUUGAACGUUCGCACACCCACUCUACGCACCUCUAUGUACCAGAAAUGUACCAAUAUUGAAGAAUCAGAUGACCUGCUUAAAAAGAGAUAUGAAAAAGCUGAUUUUCUUGCUCCUGGACCUCAUGUCAUUGGGCUCGAGAGAAAGACCGAACCUCAGAAAUCCAUUGAGAUGAGAGUCCAGAAGAUCGACCACACUGCCCUUCACCCACACCUGUUAGACAUGAAGAUUGGACAAGGACGCUACGAGCAGGGCUUCUUCCCUCGACUGCAGUCUGAUGUGCUCUCCACGGGACCGACCAGCAACAAAUGGACAAAGAGGAGUGCUCCUGCCCAGUGGAGGAGAAGGGAUCGGCAGAAACAGCACGCUGAGCACCUUUAUUUAGACAAUGACCAGAGGGAGCAUGUAGAGUGUUUGUUUCCGGAGCUGCAGCUCCUGCUGUUUCUUGACUACUACUGGCUCUCGCAGUCCUUCAAGCCCUGUCUAAAGUCCGUGACUGUGGAUGUGAAAUACAUCCAAGAAGCCAGAAACCUGGGCACAACCAUCAGACAACCCAAACUGUCCAACCUGUCACCUUCUGUAAUCGCUCAGACUAACUGGAAAUUUGUUGAAGGAUUACUGAAGGAGUGCAGGAACAAGACUAAGCGUAUGCUAGUAGAGAAAAUGGGUCGGGAGGCGGUGGAGUUGGGUCACGGAGAGGUCAGCAUCACCGGUGUGGAGGAGAACACCUUGAUUGCCAGUCUCUGUGAUCUACUGGAGAGGAUCUGGAGUCAUGGUCUGCAGAUUAAACAGGGUAAGUCUGCCUUGUGGUCCCACCUGCUACACUAUCAGGAGAGCAAAGAGAAGAAGAAUGCCACUCCAGCUGGUUUGGGACCUCCAGGUUUUAUUCAUGACACAGAGAGGCGUAAAUCUGACGGCGGUGGAUCGGCCAUGCCUCCUCUUAAGAUAUCUCUGAUCCAGGAUAUGAGACACAUUCAAAACAUUGGUGAAAUCAAGACAGAUGUGGGAAAGGCCAGGGCAUGGGUUCGACUCUCCAUGGAGAAGAAGCUACUAUCCCGACACCUAAAGCAGCUGCUCUCUGAUCAUGAGCUUACCAAAAAACUUUAUAAGCGCUAUGCCUUCCUGCGCUGCGAUGAUGAGAAAGAGCAGUUUCUCUACCACCUCCUCUCCUUUAACGCUGUGGACUACUUCUGUUUCACCAAUGUGUUCACCACCAUCAUGAUCCCAUACCAUGUGGUGGUAGUCCCCAGUAAGAAACUGGGCGGAUCCAUGUUCACAGCCAACCCCUGGGUGUGUGUUUCCGGUGAACUGGCUGAGACGGGGGUUCUGCAGGUCCCCCGAAAUACUCUGGAGAUCACUUUUGAGUGCCAGAACCUGGGCAAAUUGACCACUGUGCAGAUGGGUCAUGAUAACACGGGGCUCUACGCUAAGUGGCUUGUGGAGUGUGUUAUAGUCCGCAAUGAGAUCACAGGACACACAUAUAAGUUUCCAUGCGGCCGGUGGUUAGGGAAAGGUGUGGAUGAUGGCAGUCUGGAGAGGAUCCUUGUUGGAGAGCUGAUGACCCCCAGCACUGAGAAUGAUGAGAGGAUGUGUCGCACACCUCCCAUGCAGCAGUCCCCAGGAAUGAUGAGGCGCUUUGUCACCAUCUCACCAAACAGCAAACCAAAGUUAAACACGGGUCAGAUCCAGGAGGGAGUGGGAGAAGCCAUCAAUGGGAUUGUGAAGCACUUCCACAAGCCGGAAAAGGAGAGAGGCAGUCUGACCCUUCUCCUCUGUGGAGAAUAUGGCCUCGUCUGGGCUCUGGAGCAGGUUUUCCAACAUGGUUUCAAAUCACCCCGUCUCUUUAAAAAUGUCUUCAUCUGGGACUUCCUAGAAAAGUCUCAAGUGUACUUUGAGAGUGCAGAGCAGCGGGAGGUGACCCCAGAUGAAAACUGGCAGACCAGAGUGCGCCACUUCUGUCGUUUUAUGCGCGCCAUCAACAAUACAUCCAGAAACAUUGGCAAAGAUGGGAAGUUCCAGAUGCUUGUCUGUCUGGGUGCAAGGGACCAUUUGUUGCAUCACUGGAUUGCGCUGCUCGCAGACUGUCCAAUCACAACUCAAAUGUACGAGGACAUUGCACUGAUUAAGGACCGGUCAUUGGUAAACUCUCUGAUCAGAGUUCUACAGACUUUGCAAGAGUUCAACAUCACCCUGGAGGCUUCACUUGUCAAAGGUGUUGGUAUUUAAACCAAAACCAACUUUCCACCAGUUGUACCUGACCAUGAAGAUCACUGGGGACCACUAUAAAGAUAAAAUGAACCUUUUUUAUGCAGGAACAGACUUGAACAAAGGACAUUUUCUGGCUUAUAUUAAAGCUACUGUUACAUUUGCCAUAUAUUAAGUGCAAUGAGCCUUUCAAGAUAUGUUGAUAUUUUUAUCCUGAAUGAUGUUGCCAUUAGAUGUUAUAAUAUGUUUUCUAUUAUGAACCAUGAUUUUCACAUUACUGAUGAUGACCUACUUGUGCUAUAAUGUUUUAUUGAAAGCUAAAUAUUUUCAUUGUUAUUGUGAACUGCUGACAAUGGCUAUAUUUAAGGGAAAGCGUGGAUCAAAACUGUUAAUAUAUUUUCAGAGAAAAACAGUAUUAUUUUGUUAAAUCAGUCAAGUUGCUUGCUCUGUUGUCAACUCAGAUUCCAAUGUCAUAUUGCAGAGCUUAAAGCAAAUGAUGUAGAAGUAUGCUUUAUAAGUAUGUGUAUGACAGGGGGGUUUGUAGUGUAAAAGAGGAUUCAUCUACGAACAUAGGAAUAAAAAAGCUGUUACAUUAGGGCCUUUCCCUGAGAACUGUACCUGUAUGCAAAUCUUACACAUGGAAUACCUUCAGCAGUGAUAAGGAUCUUUGAUGCAUGAUUAUGAGACUUUGUGGUUUAAGCCUGUAUCCAGUGAUGAACAGUACAUUCAGUUGGAUAAAGGGAAGUUCCCCAAGUCACAGAUUUGUGUUCCAGACACAAGUCCUCUCAAAGACGCCUGACCCAGCUUUUUGUGCAAAGUGGAUCACAUCGACAGCCUUCAUGUAAAUACCUCCAACCAGCCAUUUCCCUUAUCCCACCCUGAGCCCUUACACUACAUCCCUGAAAAAUACUGUCUUUGCAGACUCAUUGUGAAAAACUAGGAUGAUUUCCUGCUUUUCUUGUGAGAAGCAAAGACUGCUCUUUCCCCUUCCUGAUUUUGUCAUCAUCGUUUCUUGCUAUGCAAUAUCAACAAAACAAAAUUUAACCCAUGACAAACUGUAUACCGGGGCUCUUGAGGUAUUAUGGGCCCUCCUCUGUUACAUUGAACUUUAAUGUGCAGAACAAGAGAUUCGGUAUGUGAAGGACUUCUUUUCUGUGCCAAUGUUUGGAAUGACUGUGUUGUACUCAUCUGUGUACGAUCCACACAUGAGCAUCUUGGAAGAUAUCUAUUUUUGUUUUCCAAUACUGUUGUACAUUUAUUGACAUAGCUGUGUAAUGUAGUGUUUACUAAGUGUACAGUGUAAAAAUAUAAUAAGAAUAAAGCAUCUGUAAUGUAUAAAAGUGGAA